Drosophila guanche is the source of this 1448-nucleotide messenger RNA. RefSeq lists its product as uncharacterized. Gene Ontology annotation, biological process: regulation of cell growth; regulation of signal transduction. Gene Ontology annotation, molecular function: insulin-like growth factor binding. Bases 277 to 1158 code for a protein of 293 amino acids. Gene Ontology annotation, cellular component: extracellular region. NCBI's taxonomy places the organism in Eukaryota, Metazoa, Arthropoda, Insecta, Diptera, Drosophilidae. The transcript is spliced from 6 exons. The record is from RefSeq and is a predicted model, not a curated record.
CAACAAUAGCAAUAACAACAGCAACAACAACAGCCAGGGGGAAACCGCAACGGCAUAAAGAGUGAGCGAGCUACUCCUCCUGUGGCCCUAAACGUCUGUCGUUAGGUGUAACGAGUCAACAUGCAAAUUGCCUGCGCCGGACCCACAGCCGAUCCCCAUCCAAAAAAGAACCAGCACCAAGACCAGAACCAGCAUCCGCAUCUGCAGAAGCAGAAGCAGAAGCAGAACCAGCAGCAGGAGGACCCGCAGCAAAAGCACAAUAAAAAUUGCCUAUAAAUGGCCGGAAGAGCUGAAGGAAGGGGAAAAGGAAGGCAGGGCGGUCGUUCGCUGGAUAUGGAGGCCAUGGAUAUACGCACAAGGACAACAGCAGGAGCAGAAGAAGCAGCAGCAGCAGCAUCGACAGUAGAAGCAGAACCCCACAGUAUUGAGGGAGGAGAAGACCAACAGUACAACAAAGCCAACAAACUUCCGCAUAGGAUGCGCCGGAACGGAAGUUAUUUUGGCCGCCUGAACGUGAGCGUGUUCCUCAUCUACUUGUGGUGCUAUCUGCUGCUGAUAAUGGCCGCAUCUGGUGGCAGCAACAAUGUGGUAAAUGGUCUCAAAUGCUACUGCAAUCCGAAGGAAUGCGAUGUAAUACGCUCGCUCGACUGCCCCGGCAAGGGACUGAUGCUCUGGGAUCCGUGCAAAUGUUGUCGCAUCUGUGCCAAGACCUUGGGCGAAUCCUGCGGCGGUCCCGGCGGUUUUUCCGGCCAAUGUGAGCCGCCCCUGCAGUGUGUGACCAAGCUGCCCAUUAGCAGCGGUCUGGGCGUGUGCAUGGAUUUGCAACAUCUGACCGCAUUGACCUCUUCGCAUGACAACUGUACCGAGGGGGAGUCGAUUGUCUUGCAGCCGGGCUGCGAGAUCACCAACAAGCGCUGCCAGUGCUGGCCCAUCAUGCGCACCUGUCUCAGCGAGCUGUCCAGCGAUGGUGCAUCCCCCAAUGAUUCACGUUGGCACUUCAAGAACAUGGAGGACUGCCAGUUAAACUUGCAAAAUCUCAUUAAAAUCGAAUUGGAAUUCGAUGGAGACUACAAAAUCUCACCGAGCAAAUUCACGUACAAAAAGCUCCGCAGAAAGCGAAAAUCUUUAAGGAAACGCAUCAUCAUCUUGGACGAUUGAGAGCCACAUUCAGAGCCAUAUGUAACGUCCUCUACUCUCUCAAUGUUCUCCAAAAACUUAACAGAAACCAAACAAAAGAUCUUGUACAGAUAGUAUGCUUACUUCUAAAUGAUAAUAUGGCUAUUAUAAAUACCAAUACAUAUGCAUACGUACAUAAAUACCUAUACAUAUACAAAAGGGGAAACGCAUACAUCUAAAGAAUAAAAUAAAGCAAUUGUAUGUGUAUCGUAUCCUAAGACAUUUGUUACUUUAUUGCGCGCAAUUUUUCCUCAAGAACCCGCCCCACAAAA